Naegleria lovaniensis is the source of this 1104-nucleotide messenger RNA. RefSeq lists its product as uncharacterized. NCBI's taxonomy places the organism in Eukaryota, Heterolobosea, Eutetramitea, Acrasida, Naegleriidae. Bases 1 to 1104 code for a protein of 367 amino acids. Gene Ontology annotation, cellular component: cytoplasm. Gene Ontology annotation, biological process: glutathione catabolic process. Gene Ontology annotation, molecular function: gamma-glutamylcyclotransferase activity; RNA binding; glutathione specific gamma-glutamylcyclotransferase activity. The record is from RefSeq and is a predicted model, not a curated record. The transcript is spliced from 2 exons.
AUGUGUAUGGGAGAGAUUCAAUCACCAGUUUUCUUAUUUGCGUACGGAUCACUGAUAUGGAGAGCUGGGUUCCCCUAUGAAUCAAGCUUUACUGGUUUUAUCAAGGGCUUUAGAAGGCGCUUUUGGUUACAAGAUACAUUCCAUAGAGGUGACGCCAAACAACCUGGGCGCACUCUAACAAUUGUAAAAGAGGAAGAUUACAACCAAAUCAUUCAAAACAACCUUGAGGAGGGAAUUUCGGAAGAUGUCAUCAACCAACGUUUCAUAGUGAAUGAUUGCUCUUGUCAGCAUCAGAAUUUCUUUAAGCGAAACGUCUCUACUCAUUCGAUCCAUGAGAAAGAUAACAACAACAACGAAACAGAUACAAGAGUGUGGGGCACCUGUUAUAAAAUACCCUUCGAACAUGCAGAAAAAGUCAUCAAGGAUUUAGAUUAUCGAGAAUUAGUGGCUGGAUAUCGAAAGACCUAUGUAUCCGUUUAUGUUUCGGAUUCGAUUGUGGCUUGUAGGAAGGCAAUUGUAUAUUAUUAUGACCCAUUUGAAAAGAGAGUAGGGGCCUCAACAUCAACUCCUUUUGUUGGCCCUGAAAAUUUGUGUUGUACUGCAAAGCAUAUUGCUAGGUCUUUUGGUCUUUCUGGACCUAAUAGAGAUUAUCUGUAUCGAUUACAUGAGCAUUUACCCAUGAGUGACAAGUACAUAGAUAACUUGGUUGAAUGUGUUCGAUCCAUUGAAUCUCACUAUCCAAUGAACAACUCGAUCCAAGCUGUGUUGAGAACGGAAGAAUUUAAGGGGACAAUUUUCAUUGACCAAGGUGCAACGUCAGCUCUCAGUCAGAGAUGCAAGAAUUUAUUGGCAUGUGGUAUUCGUCAAGUUUGUGGAGAGUUUGAACCAGAUGACAUUGUUGUUGUUGUGGACUGUCAUACAAACAAAGUGGUUGCCAAAGGAUUUUCCAACUUUUCUUCAUGUGACAUUCGAAAAAUACAAGGAAAGAAUUCAAAAACGAUUUGCCAAGAAUUGAACCAACGAACACAACCAGUAUUGAAUUUGUCGAUACCGUCUCAAACUCCACAUGAAGUGGUCAGUAAAUCACGAAUGAUUUUGCUGUAG